AACAAAUCCGCGUGGAUGAAAAUAAAAAUAUCCUGGUGGGGGUGAAAGGGAGGUGGGGUUUGCCUGCGCGCGCGUUGGACUCGGGAGAGCAACUCCGGAGCGGCGCGCGGUGUCGCCUCCAGGCCGGCCAUGGACUGGCGGGAGGAGGGCGCAGGGCGCCGCGGCUGCUCGCGCCCCUAGCCCCGCGCUCCCUCGCCCGCCCGCCCCGCUCCGGCCCUCCGGGGGCUUGGCGCCCGUGUCUUCUUCGCCCAGACGGCGCCGGGGAGCAGAGGAUCCGCGCUCCGGGUCUCCAGGAUGUGCGCUUCUGAGAUGGGGACGCUGUGGCACCACUGGUCCCCCGUGCUCAUCAGCCUGGCCGCCCUCUUCUCUAAAGUGGCGGAGAGCCGGGGCAUCCUGGAGAGCAUCCAGAGGUUUUCCCUGUUGCCCACCUACCUCCCGGUGACCUACCGCAUCCACAACGCGGAGGUGUCCUUCUUCCUGAAGGAAGCCAACCAGGACAUCAUGAGGAACUCCAGCCUGCAGUCGCGCGUGGAGUCCUUUCUGAUUUACAAGUCCAGGCGUCUCCCCGUCCUCAACGCCAGCUAUGGGCCUUUCGCCGUCGAGCAGGUGGUGCCCCAGGACUUGCUGCUGCCCUCCAGCCCCUUUGGGUUCACCAGCAAGUUCUCCCUUAACUGGAAGCUGAAGGCGCACGUCCUGCAGGAACGCGUCCACCUGAGCCGGCCCCGCGUGCAGGUGCUGCUGCAGCUGGCGGGCAGGGACUGGGACGACCCCGGGCCCGCGCCGCGGCUGCCCUGCCUGCGGGUCUUCGCCUUCCGGGAGACCCGGGAGGUGCGCGCCGGCUGCCGGCUGCAGGGGGACCUGGGGCUGUGCGUGGCGCAGCUGGAGCUCCCGGCCGGCUGGUUCGGGCCCCCGACGGUGGUGGCGGCCGCGGCUGGGAGGCGGAAGGCGGCCGAGGCGCCCGCGGGCGGCCCCGCGGUGGAGCUGUACUACGCCGUGCAGCCCACAGAUGCGCGCGGGGACUGCGCCGGGGAGGAUGCCCGGAGAGCCGGCUGGAUGCGGACAGGCCACAACGACAUCGACGAGUCGGGGCCUCCCUUGCAGAGAAUCGGGAGCGUUUUCCUCUACCAGACCCACAGCCGGCCGGCCCUGAGAGAGCUGCGUUUGGAUGACAACGUGGCCAUCCAGUACGUGCCGAAGACGGUCAGGCAAGGAGAGGUGCUGACUUUCCCUGUUUCCAUCUCCAGAAACUCCACCGAGGACCGCUUCACGCUGAGGGCCAAGGCCACGAAAGGCAUGCGCGUCGCCGGGGUGCGAGCCAGCAGCCCCGCCGCGUGGGAGGUCAAGGAGAGCCCGGCUCACCCCGGCAAGCACGCCCCCACGGCCAUCGUGUGUCAGAGGAAGUCGCCCGGCUCGGAGAACAGUGUGGACGGCGCCUCCUACGAAGUCAUGCAGAUCGACGUGGAAAUCGAAGAGCCCAGUGACCUGCCGGCCACGCAGCUCAUCACGUGGCAGGUCGACUACCCAGGAGGCACCACAUCCGACCUGGGGGUGUCCAAGAUCUACGUGAGCCAGAAGGACUUGAUCGGCAUCGUCCCGCUGGCCAUGGAGGCAGACAUCCUGAACACAGCCAUCCUCACCGGGAAGACGGUGGCCGUGCCCGUGAAGGUGGUCUCUGUGGAGGAGGACGGCACAGUGACAGAGCUGCUGGAGUCCGUGGAGUGCCGGUCGUCGGAUGAAGAUGUAAUUAAGGUUUCGGACAGGUGUGACUACGUCUUUGUCAACGGGAAGGAAGUGAGAGGCAAGGUGAACGUGGUGGUGAACUUCACCUACCAGCACCUGCACAGCCCCCUGGAGAUGACGGUGUGGGUCCCCCGGCUGCCCCUGCAGAUCGAGGUCUCGGACACCGAGCUCAACCAGAUCAAGGGCUGGCGGGUCCCCAUCGUCUCCAACAAGAGGCCAGCUCGGGACAGCGAGGAAGAGGAUGAAGAUGAGAGGAGGGGCCGAGGCUGUGCCCUCCAGUACCAGCACGCCAUGGUGCGGGUCUUGACUCAGUUUGUGGCUGAGGCAGCGGGCCCUGCAGGCCACCUGGCCCACCUGCUGGGCUCAGACUGGCAGGUGGACAUCACGGAGCUGGUGAAUGACUUCAUGCAGGUGGAGGGGCCCCGGAUCGCCAGGCUGCACGGGGGACAAGUCCUGAUCGGCCAGGAGCUUGGGAUGACCACCAUCCAGAUCCUGUCACCUCUGUCCGACGCCAUCCUGGCGGAGAAGACCAUCUCCGUGCUGGACGAGAAGGUGGCGAUCACGGACCUCGGGGUGCAGCUGGUGACGGGGCUGUCCGUCUCCCUGCAGCUCAGCCCGGGGAGCAACAGGGCCAUCUUCGCCACAGCGGUGGCCCAGGAGCUGCUGCAGCGGCCCAAACAGGAGGCAGCCAUCAGUUGCUGGGUGCAGUUCAGUGACGGCUCCGUCACUCCCUUGGACGUUUACGACGUGAAGGACUUCUCUCUGACGGCCACGUCCCUGGAUGAGAAGGUGGUGUCCGUCCACCAAGACCCCAGAUUCAGGUGGCCGGUAAUCAUUGCUGAGUCCGAAGGCCAGGGGGCUCUGGUCAAGGUCGAAAUGGUCAUCUGUGAAUCGUGCCAGAAAUCCAAGCGGAAGAGCGUGCUGGCCGUGGGAACGGCCAACAUCAAGGUUAAGUUUGGCCAGAACGAUGCCAACCCCAACAGCAGUGACAGCAGACACCCAGGGCGGACAGGAGUGCACCUGGAUAAUAAUGUCAGGGACAGAAGGCCCGCCAAACCCUUGCAGGAGUGGGGCGGUCGAGACGGACAGGACUACAGCAGCCCUUCCGUGGGCCGCAUGGAAGGAAGGGGCUCCACCACGGAGAAGCCCACCUUCCGGCGGAGUGAUGGCCGGGACAGCCUCUCAGACGACGACGGCCACCUGCAGACCACCCCCGUGGACCUCACCAGCUUCCCGGCCCAGGUGGACCUGCCCAGAAGCCACGGGGAGAUGGACGAGAGUGACCUCGCCCAGGCGUCCAAGGGGCUGAGCGACCUGGAAAUCGGCAUGUACGCUCUGCUGGGCGUCUUCGGCCUGGCCAUCCUGGUCUUCCUCAUAAACUGCGCCACCUUCGCCCUGAAGUACAGGCACAAGCAGGUCCCCUUCGAGGAGCCGGAAGGGCUGAGCCACUCCCAUGACUGGGUGGGGCUGAGCCACCGGACAGAGCUGCUGGAGAGUCACGUCACCUUCGCCUCCUCCCAGGAGGAGCAGAUCACCGCCAUCGACCGGGGCGUGGAUUUCGAAGAGAGUAAGUUCCUCCUCGGCGCAGACGCCCCGCCGGGCAUCAACGGACAGCUGCUCAGACCCUCGGGGCCCACGGUCGCCAACGGCACGGAUCAGCGCAGCGAGCCCCCCGCAUCCCCUACCUCAAAGCGGAAAAGGGUGAAAUUUACCACCUUCACCGCCAUCGCCCCGGAUGCCGGGGGCCCCGCCGUGAGCGCCGUGUCCACGCGCAGGGGGGACGCAGCGAACUGGCUCGGCCAGGACCCGGCCCCCGGGGAGUGCGCCGGGUCACGCGACUACACGGACGGCUUCCAGGGGGAUGCGUAAGCCGGACGUUCGCUGACGUUGGUUCUCACUCACCUUUCGGCCUUUAAUUUGGGGACGUGUGGCUUACGGGGCCCCCAGCAGAGAAAUAAGACGGCAGGACAAGGUCAGGAGACACCACCCACGGAGCCCCGGAAAGCGACCCUGGCUCCCCGGGGAGGCCCCGGGUCGGAUUCAAUAUACACGUUCCGCGGCACAACGUCCUGGCCGACGCCGAGAGGCUUAUCCCGCGUGCGAAGGUUUUAUUUAAACCUGGAAGACAAACGAGUUGUGAAUCACUGAGCUUCUGGGAGCGUCCGGGAAAGGCCAGUCCUCCUCUCUCACUCUCUCUCUCUCUAAUAAAAGCAGUUUGGGUAUCGUGACACCCACACGGCUGCCGUAUGCAGUGUUGCAGACGACGGGGGGGCGAAGCGAGACUCAGGCCGGGCUGAAGGGGACGGAGGGGAGGACGGUGUCACUGGGACCGGGGCUGCGCCGCCUGCCGGGCGCACAGGCGGGGCGGAGUCUGGGUCUGCGGGGCGGCACUCGGGAGGCGUGCUUUGCGAUCAUUCUCUCCUAAAGGCGGGGUUAUUGACAGACCGCGGCGACUGCUGACAAGGACUGAAAGGGAGCAAGCCAGCAAGCAGGCCACCGACCUCUCCGUAACCAGCUGCCAGGAACACAGACUCGCACAGAGAAACCCUCUGAGCAGUUCCGAGCAUCCCUUGAUUUGUAAACUAAUGCAUCCUGAGUGCGGAGCUUCAGUCGGGUUCAAAGAACAGUCUUUUUUUUUUUUUCUAGCCAGUUGUCUAUUCUCAUUUGUACUCCUCUCCAACAUCGCCCCCUUUCUGAAAGUCGUUGGUCACUUGUGGGCACUGGGGGGGCAGUGUGAGCCCCCACUGAGUGGCCCAGGUGACACUCGACACUGAAACACCGCUGGGCGAACUUCGCACGUGUCCUUCUUCAAAGAGGCUGGUCUUUGCGGGUGAGCGCCGCGCGCAGGGAAUCCAGCUGCUCCCUCCCCUUGCUGUUCUAGAAAGAAGAGGGGGCUGUCCUGUGAUGGGUCUGUCGACAGUCCCGUCCAGUCUGCUGCCCAAGGCUGCUGAGAUGAAUCCGGGUGUCCACGCAGAGGGCACAGGGUGAGGCUCGGGACUCGGGAUGUGUUACGAGGUGGGUCGUGCAGGACGCCCGUCCCCACUAGCAACCGGGCAGAACGUAAGGCUGCUUCUCCUCCGCGGAGAGCAAGAGGGACCCGGGUACCAGCACACGGGGCAGAGGGCUGGGCGAGGCCAGCGUUUGGUCCUAAGGUCAGUCCUCAAGGGGUUAACACCGCCUGAGAUCCGGAGGACCCUUGAGACCCUUGAAUAGCUCCCGAACCCCUCAGGUGCCACGCCUGUAAAAAGGAAGCGGGGAGAGGCUAGCUGGUUCUUACGCCCUCGUCGUGCUCGCGCCGAGGCAGAGAUGAUGGUGGAAAGCUUGCCAAGCAGGUGCGGUGCUGAGCAUCACAGUGGAGGAAGGAGCUGCCCAGAGGAGGCCCUGCUGUGGAAUCAGAGUGUGUGUGUGUGUGUGUGUGUGUGUGUGUGUGUGUCCUUUGCAUCCUUUUCUCUCUCUCUCUGCUCUUUAGAUCCUUCAUUUUCCAAUUCCUCUUGCUCUGUGUGUCUCUCUGAACCUCUCCCUCUGCCCCCUGUCUCUGUCUCUCUCUGUACACACAUAUAAUUGAAUUCUCCGUAGAUGGUGCAUGUAAACCCCAGCAGUUUACCUCCUCAACCUUUGCGCUCUCCCCAAAACGAAGGUGCUGUCCGCCGGCUCUAAGACUGGGACUCCAACCGCCAUAAGCCACCCGCUCCUGUCCCCACCCUGACUUUCGUGGUCUGGUGGGGCGAUGAGCCUGUCACCCCUUUUCAGUGCCAAUCCUUUGCUUUCAGUCGCCUCCUCCCGUCUCAUUCUUCCCCGCGUGAUGUUCCAUUGAACAGUGCCUCCGCGGCCCCCUCUCGAGUCCGUCCGCGUGCAGAAUGCACUGUAGAUUGU
Camelus dromedarius (Arabian camel) is the source of this 5613-nucleotide messenger RNA. It is a transcript of the gene TMEM132D, whose product is annotated as transmembrane protein 132D. The record is from RefSeq and is a predicted model, not a curated record. NCBI's taxonomy places the organism in Eukaryota, Metazoa, Chordata, Mammalia, Artiodactyla, Camelidae. The coding region runs from base 295 to 3609 and encodes 1104 amino acids. The transcript is spliced from 9 exons.